This is a messenger RNA of Ruditapes philippinarum (Manila clam), 385 nucleotides long. RefSeq names its product sialate:O-sulfotransferase 2-like. The coding region runs from base 80 to 385 and encodes 101 amino acids. The record is from RefSeq and is a predicted model, not a curated record. The transcript has 3 exons. Lineage: Eukaryota; Metazoa; Mollusca; Bivalvia; Venerida; Veneridae.
UUAACUGUUGUGUUGAGACAAAAUAAAAAGAAGAAGAUAUUUUAAACAAUUUUGUUUAAUAUCAUAGAUAUAGAUUUUAAUGCCUAAUUUUAAUUUCAUUAAAUGUGUAUUAAUCUUCUUGUUAAUGGCAGGGUUUACUGAGAAUUACAAUGAUGGAUACAUUGGCUGCUUUCUUGAUAAGCCAGACAGAAUCCUCGAAGUUAAGUUUCCAGACUCGGAGGAAAACAAUAGUUACCGUUGUAAAGAUUUGUGCAGAGUGUUUAGAUACAAAUACUCUGGAACCGAGUUUGGUAAGGAAUGUUUCUGUGGUGACAAAUUGAAAGAAUACGAGAAAAGGGCCCAGACAGUGAAUGCAAAAUGUCACAUGUACAGGAAAUUUGGAUGA